AUUUUAGACACCCAUGCAUAAUUCUUUACACUAUGAGCAAAAUGGUCUUCUAAAUAAUCCUAUUAAUCCUACAAUAACUCACCAACCAGGAUUCCAAGAUUAUCAAGUAUGUCAUUUACCAACUUAUGAAGUAUCUUCAUUACAUUAUGGGUCAGAGUCUCACAUCGGAACUGCAGGAAAUAAUCAUCCGCCAAGCAAUAUAAAUUCUAAUGCUGAGAGAAGGAAUUUAAGUUCUGAAUUGACAGAUCUAAGCAAUGUAGUUAAUGAGGAAGCAGCAAACCAUAAUUCUCCCAAUGAUAUUCCAAAUAUCGAUCCAGCCAAUCAGCAAUUUUUGAUAAAUACAACAAAUACACCUCUUAUGAUUUAUGAGUAUUUAAAAAAUGACGUCGAUGGAAAGGCUAUAAUCAAAGAUUAUGAGGAAAAGAAAUUUAACUCAAAAAUUCGAAACUUACUAGUUAGACGUUUAAUUAAUCGUGAAAAGGUCAAAGCAUUUGAAAAUAUUCCAUUAAAGAAAAAAGCGACGUUCCACCUUUCAGCUGCUGUGUUGAAGAACUAUUCAGUAGAAAUCAGUACAGUUUUUCCUACUGAAAAAUCUUCAGUAUAUUUCAUGCCCUAUGAAGCAAAGAAUGGUUUAAAAAUAGGACCAUCAGGCAAACUUGUUGCCCAUUAUAAUUAUGUUCUUGGGGUUUUAAAAAAAAAAGGUUUGAUUGGGCCUGAUGAAUCAACUGAUGAGUCUUCAGCCAACGAUACCAUCGCAGACACCGACCCCACUAAUGGAACUGUGAAUGAACACAUUGAUAACGAUUUAGAAAUACUGACAAGUUUACAGCAACAACCUGAAACUACCUUAUUGAACAGUUGGAAAGCAACAUUUGCCUAUCGCAAAAAUCUUCUAUUAGCAGAUAAAAUAUCUAUUAGUGAUUAUUAUGAUCGAUUUCCGUGUUUACAGGCAGAAAUUGGAGUUAAAUUGCCGAUAAAGAUGCGAUUAUUUGGUACCUUUUGUCCAGUCUGAUACCAGGACCCUACAUUACAAAGCUAGCUAGCGAUACACAACAACAGUUAGGCAAGGAAAAUAAUCCAUCAGCAGCAAAAAAGAGAAAAAUCACAAAACGACGAGUAACCCCUGCGGAAGCUCGUUAUUCUUCUUUUUUAAUUUUGCCGAAUCUUGCGGAAAUAGAAGAAGCUGUCAAACAACGGCAGGAAUACCUUGCCAAAAAUAAUUUAUCGUGCCAGCCUAUUGCUGUUCUUAUAGGAUCUAUCGAUAAAGUUGUAGACUCAUACGUUUACAUUGAAAAUAAACGUUACAGAACGAAAUCGACGUUAGCUGCUCUCGAUUUGACUUUUAAAAGUUUCUUCACCUUAGAUUGUGAAUAUCCGGUUGCAGGAGUGCAUGUGUGGACCUUUCUCCAGCAGGUUGUAUAUAAUCUUCAUUAUUCUAAAAAAGACUUUACUUCUACGAGUUAUAAAGACUUUGUAAGUGAUUUUGAACAAGUGAAAUGAUUCGAUAUCGAGUAUGAUUCACUAUGAGUCAAAGUUUUGACAUAUAUCUUAUUUUGAAAGUUACCUUUUAUUUAUAUUCUGAUAUUUAAUUACUCUUUUUAGUAUACAUUAU
Molecule: messenger RNA, 1612 nt
Organism: Microplitis demolitor
Lineage: Eukaryota; Metazoa; Arthropoda; Insecta; Hymenoptera; Braconidae
Exons: 8
Coding region: 14-1012 (332 amino acids)
Source: RefSeq, a predicted model, not a curated record